Messenger RNA from Parathielavia appendiculata, 1602 nucleotides. RefSeq names its product Oxysterol-binding protein. The record is from RefSeq and is a predicted model, not a curated record. Gene Ontology annotation, biological process: piecemeal microautophagy of the nucleus; maintenance of cell polarity; exocytosis. Gene Ontology annotation, cellular component: cortical endoplasmic reticulum; membrane; cytosol. NCBI's taxonomy places the organism in Eukaryota, Fungi, Ascomycota, Sordariomycetes, Sordariales, Chaetomiaceae. The transcript has 8 exons. Gene Ontology annotation, molecular function: sterol binding. Bases 1 to 1602 code for a protein of 533 amino acids.
AUGAAAGGGCUUGUGCCUGGCCGCCGCCGCGCGACCUCGAAUGCCAGCAGUCGAUCUUCAACAGGCGAAGCCAACGACUCCUUCGAAGAUGACACUCUCGUGGUCGAGCCAGAUCAGGGAAAUGUCCUGUCUCACAUCAUCUCCCAGCUGAGGCCCGGUGCCGACCUCAGCAAGGUGGUCCUCCCGACCUUCAUUCUGGAACCGCGCAGCAUGUUGGAACGCAUUACCAAUUUCAUGUGCCACCCCGAGAUGCUACUUCCGAUUCCCGAGAUUGACGACCCCCUUGCGAGAUUCGUCGCUGUGGUGAAAUUCUACCUUAGUGGCUGGCACAUUCGCCCCCCAGGAGUCAAAAAGCCCCUAAACCCCGUGCUCGGCGAGAUCUUCACGUGCUACUGGGACUUUCCCGACAAUACGAGGGCAUACUACAUCUCAGAGCAAACAUCACAUCAUCCGCCAAAGUCGAGCUAUUUCUACAUGGUCCCGGGGCACCACAUCAGGGUUGACGGGACGCUGAAACCAAGGAGCAAGUUUUUGGGUAACUCGGCCGCCAGCAUGAUGGAAGGAACGGCAAUUUUGUCCAUCUUGAACAGGGGCAAAGACCCCUUGAAAGGAGAACGAUACAUCCUCACCCAGCCCAACAUGUAUGCCAGGGGCAUCCUCUUUGGGAAGAUGAAGUACGAGCUAGGUGACCACAGCUUCGUGCGGUGCCCGGAGACAGGGCUAUCAGCCGACAUCGACUUCAAGACCAAGGGUUGGGUCAGCGGCACAUACAACGCCAUCGGGGGUUUCAUCAAGAACGACCAUACGGGCGAGAUUCUGUACGAACUCUCGGGGCUGUGGAGCGAGGAGAUGUUCAUCAAGGAUGUGAAGACCGGACAAAAGGAGAUGUUCUUCAACGCUUUGAAGUCGAGACCCAGUCCUCCCAUCUGCCGUCCCCUGGCAGAGCAAGAGGAGCGGGAAUCACAACGACUGUGGGCCAAGACGGCGCAAGCCGUCAAGGACCGCAACCACGAGCUGGCGACCGAAGAGAAGACCAAGAUCGAAGAGGCGCAGCGUGAAGAGGCCGCAAAGCGGGCCAACGACGGCGUCGAGUGGCACCCAAGGCUAUUUAGGAGGGUCAGGGGCGGUCCAGGCGGGCCCGAGGAAGGCGAGGAGGAUCUGGAGUGGAUUAUCAACGCGACAAUAGACGGAGCGACUCCAGAGAAGCAGGCGGCGCAGAUCAUGGCCAUCUACCCGAUCGUCAAAGGCCAGAUAUUCAACCAAAAAAACGCGAUACCCCCUAGGGCCUCGCACGACCAUAGUGGCCGACCCAAAGACCUCGACGGUGGCCAAUACGACCUGAUAGACUUUGGCGACGACAGCCCGGCACAGCAGCAGGCGUCAUCCAGGAAGCAGUCGCCGAGUCAGGGAAAUUCACCGCCCUUGGACCCUUCACACCGCAGCACUGCCGAGAUCCAAGAGAUGCUCUCGUCGACGGGAGCCCGCGCCAACGAGGGGCCUCUGAUCGAUUUCCACGAGGACGUGAAGAAGGAUCUGCCGAGCAGCAUCAAGCGGCCUGACUCGAUCGAGUCAGAUGACGAAUUUGUCGACGCUCAGGGGUGA